AGGGCGGGAGAAGGGUGUGGCUUAUGAAGGUCACGUGUCUAUUUCGCGCGAAAAUGUGUUGCAUGUUCCGGUCAUAGCGACUUUGAGCAAGCCUUCAUAUAUACUUCGGUAGCUCAAGUUGCUGAGUUGAAAUUUAUUUAUCGUUUGGUCAGUCGUCUUUCCUGGCCAGAAGAUAAUUGUGUGGUUCCAGUUUGACAUCAUUAUGUCUCAGGCGCGGGUCACCGAUUUCUACGUCAAGAGAAAGAAGGAUGCUAGUGGGGCUGCGCAUGGUGAUGGCAAUAAAACGCAAGUUGUGGACACUGUAACAAGUAAGCCAUCCACAAGAUCAACUCGGUCGAAAAGCAAUGCGGCACCUACAACAAAGGUUAUGAUAAAGAAUUCCAAAUCAACAUGUUCUGAAAACAGUGUACAAGAUGAGUUUUGGAGGGUUAUUGAUGAGGCGACUUCGGUCGAUGAGGUGGAGAGCGUGUCUGCUGUGCUGGCGAGGACCGACUCGGAAAAACAAACACUUUUCUCCAGCCCUCGUACUCCCAAGAGGACCUCUACAGAAGCUGAAUUCGAUCUUGGAUCAGCUGUAUUUUCAACCACUGCUGAACAUAGCACAGCAAAGAAGCGUCUUCGGAUCGAGGCAAAUAAACACGCCAUCGCUGCAGGGACAAGUCCUGAGCCGGUUAAAGCUGUAAAGAAGUCGGUCAGGAAGAAAUUGAUUCUCGUCAAAAACGACGAACAGGCAACCCACUCUCUGGCUAAAGAUGUCCCGCAGGUACCCUAUCCACUACCUGUUGAUAAAGAAUCAAAGAAUUUCGUCAAUCGCAGUGCCAACAAUUCUCCAAGGCACAAACCACAUGUUCAGGGCAGCACAAACCCAAAAGAGGGGCACAAGACUUUCUCCAAAGAGGAUGUUGCGGCCCUCAAGUUCCGCCUUAAGAAGAUACAGGGCCAGACACUGAAAGCUGAUAACCUGCCCUCUACGCCCCCUGAGUCUACUGCCACUGUCCCAGACCUGAAGACAAAGCUAGCCUGUGUCAAAGAGCUUGCUGCUAAGGCACAACACCGGAAGGAGGAGAGGUUGGCAGAGGCCAGAUCUACUGAAGAAAAUAAUCGUCCGCAAACCGAGGAUGGAGAUAAGCUCCCAGCCUAUCAGCGGUACCAUACUCUUGCCCAGGAUGUUCCCCCUGGCCUCACCCUGCCCUUCAAGUACAAACUGCUUGCCGGAAUGUUCCGUAGCAUGGACACCAUAGUGGGAAUGCUCUUCAACCGCUCCGAGACUGUUACCUUUGCCAAAGUGAAGCAGGGUGUCCAGGACAUGAUGCACAAGCGUUUUGAGGAGACCCAUGUGGGCCAGAUUAAGACUGUCUAUCCUACGGCCUACCAUUUCCGCCAGGAGAGAAACAUUCCUACCUUCAGUGCUACAGUGAGGAAGUCGAGCUACCAGCUCACAGUGGAGCCUGUAAUUGAAGCUGAUAAGAGCAAGGCAGUGCUGGCUGCUUCCCGCCUGUUAGAGAGGAGACGUAUCUUCCACCAAAACCUAAUCAGCAUUGUGAAAGGGCAUCACAAGGCAUUCCUUGCCAAGUUGAAUCCUCCUAUUAGAGUCCCAGAUGACAAGCUUACCCGCUGGCACCCUCGCUUCAAUGUGGAUGAGGUGCCCAAUGUCCUGCCCAGUGAGCUGCCCCAGCCCCCACAGGAAGCUGAGAAGCUAACCACUGCCCGGGAGGUUCUGGACAAGGCCCGCUCCAUGAUGACCCCUAAGAUGGAGAAAGCGCUGGCCAACAUGGCUCUGAAGACUGCAGAGAUGGUCUGUGUAAAAGAGCAAGAGCCUGUUCCACAAACUCUCGUGGCUCCUGCUGAAACUCACAGUGCCCUCAAAGGGGUGUCUCAGUCCCUGCUGGAGAGGAUCCGAGCAAAGGAGGCUCAGAAGCUCCAAGCUGCCAUGACCCGGAACCCUCAACAGGAGGAGCGCCUUGUGAUGAUGUCACGGCUGGGAGAGCUGGCUCGGAUCCUGCGUAACGUCUUUGUGGCAGAGAAGAAACCUGCACUGAUCAUGGAGGUGGCCUGUAACCGGAUGGUCUCUAGUUACCGCUCUGCCCUGAGCACAGGUGAUAUGGAGCUGCACCUUCGUCUACUGGCAGAACUGACUCCUGAAUGGCUUACCAUUCACACAAUUAGAAAGGACUUCUAUCUCAAGUUGAUCAAGACCAUGGACCUGAAUGUGGUACUGGAGAAACUGAAGCAGAAGACCAAAGAGGAAGAAAGGCUUUGAAGCUGCUAUGAUUUUCAAUGUGUAAUUUGAGUGAUUGGACAAUGCAGGGCUGGUUUGUUUACUUUUUUUUAAAGGAAGUUAAACUAUUUUUACCAACUCAAUAAGCGUGCAUAUUUUUUUAUGUGUAUAGAUAAAUGCUGUGUUCAAUGAUACUGACUCAUUUUGUGGGUGACUUUCUUGUUGAUUGGGUAGUAUUCUAACACCGUUGUCCUAGUUUUGUAAUAAACUUUCUAGUUCACGGACAGUUUUAAUAUACUUGCCAUGUGUUUAAUCUUUUUUUAUUUUUUUAAGCUGCAUUACAUACACACUAGCAUUGGAGUAAAAAUAUUUUUACCCUUGACAAACUGCCUUUUGUUUUUGCUUGCACAAUGGAUUUCCAUUAAGCAGGUUCUUGUUCUAUGUAGUGAACAAUGAACCAAGUAUAUUGACAAAAUGACUGCCUCAUACAAUUGUACCAGUACAGUAAUUAAAUACCAAAAGGCACCUUUAGACAUUGAUACUUAGGGCUAGCACACAACUGACAGUUAUGGAGGAAGACUAAUGUAACCAUAAAAACAAAACAGCACAUUGGGUACACUUAAGGUGAUCUAUUAUAGCUUUGACCACUAACAAUGGAAAUGCAUGUCCUCAAUGAUUGAAGCCAGAUACAUGUGCAUAACAAGCAAAACUGUUCUCAGUUAUAAUGCCACAUUUUAUUUAACCCUUAUUUUAGGUAAGUUGGCUACGAACACAUCAUUUACAGCUAUGACCUGGGGAAUAAUUACAAGGGAAAGAUAGCGCCAAUUGGAAGCUGGGGAUAAUUAGGUGAUUGAAUUUAGCCAGGACACCAGGGUUAAUACCCCUACUCUCAUGAUAAGUGCCAUGGGCUCUUUAGUGAGUCAGGACACCUGCUUAACAUCCCAUGCGAAAGACUGCACCCUACACCGGGCAAUGUCCCCAAUCACUGCCCUGGGACAUUGGGAUUUUUUUCAAGACCAGAGGAAAGAGUACCUUCUACUGGCAUUCCAACAACACUUCCAGCAGCAUCUGGUCAUCCAACCAGGACCAACCCUGCAUAGCUUCCGCGGCAACUUCCUGUUGGAUAUUUUUUUUUUAUAACUCAUCUACACAUUGUAGGGGCAGUAUUUUGAACCAAUGUAAGAAGUGGCUUUGUUGAAUGACGUGAGGCUUCUUUGAUAGAGUUCCAUACAAAAAAGGGCUCCUCAUGUAGACUGGUUUUUGGCAAGAGUAAAUCCUCUCAAAUUUGCCUCUUUUUCUAUGGUACGCUUUCGCCAGUUCACGCAUUAUGCCAUCAUUGACUUGAA
Oncorhynchus kisutch (coho salmon) is the source of this 3564-nucleotide messenger RNA. RefSeq names its product chromatin licensing and DNA replication factor 1 (gene cdt1). The record is from RefSeq and is a predicted model, not a curated record. Gene Ontology annotation, cellular component: nucleus. The transcript has 10 exons. Lineage: Eukaryota; Metazoa; Chordata; Actinopteri; Salmoniformes; Salmonidae. Bases 203 to 2260 code for a protein of 685 amino acids. Gene Ontology annotation, molecular function: DNA binding; DNA polymerase binding. Gene Ontology annotation, biological process: DNA replication checkpoint signaling; regulation of DNA-templated DNA replication initiation; DNA replication preinitiation complex assembly.